AUGAAGCGCAAGACACGAAAAGCUGUGGUACACUUCGCGCUCUUCUUUGGUGCUCUGCUUCUCAUUUUAGUUCUGAACCGGCCAGAGGCACGCGGCAAGAAAUUCGCAUGGGACAGGGUCCGGUACCAGACGACGGCCACCGAGCUCCCCGAGGCGCGCGGUAUCUGUCUCGGCCUGGCGACCACCUCCAAGCCUGCUCUGGUCGUGUCGCGGGUGAGCUCCGAUGGCGACAUCAAAUGGUCGGAUGGUCUCUCCGACCUCUACCACCGCUGUGUCUACACAGCCGAUGCGCCGCGGGACCAAACCUCCGCGCACCUGCAAGUCCCCGAGAACCGAGGCCACGAGGCCAUGGGGUACUUGACGUUCCUCAUCGAUAACUACGAUCAGAUCCCCGACGCCGGCGCGGUGUUCGUCCACGGAGCGCGCUGGGCGUGGCACAACGAUGCCCCUGACUACGACAACCAUUCUCUCCUCUCGCGGCUCAACGUCACGAAUGCGCUGGCCGUCUCGGGCUAUCACAAUCUGCGCUGCGACUGGAGCCUCAGUACCUGUCCUGCGUCUUCACCGCCGCAGGGGAGCUUGGAGACCUCCUCGCAGGCCUAUCUCUCGCCCUGGGACUAUCGAGCCGUGUCCGACUCCCUCUUGCCCGUUGGGCUGACGGCCAUCUUCGGUGGUGGCCAGGGCCCAGCUGCCGCUGCCGCACUCGAUGUAUACCUGGGCCGAACCCGGACCGUCCGCUCCCAAUGCUGUGCCCAGUUUGUUGUUUCCAAGCAGAGCAUCCGUAGGCAUUCCCGCGCCGAGUACGUGGCCCUCCGGCAGUGGCUGCUCGACGGGAGCCGCUCCGGCAACAACAACAACAACAGCAACUACAACAAGAACGCCGCGCCAGCGGACGACAGGAUUGCCGGCCGGAUCUUGUCGUACGUCUGGCACAUCUUGUUCAUCACGCAGAGCGACUCCGACGUUGCUGCUGGCGUCGUCAGUCUCGAGCAGCUGAACUCCCAGGCGUGUCCUCGUGCCGACGAGUGCUAUUGUCGCCUCUAUGGCAGAUGCAACCUCGAGGGCUGUACCGCUCCUGGUAGUUGCCACGGGCAGUAUGAGCUGCCCCCGAAGCUGAUGCUUCCUGACGACUGGGCCGCCACCCACUCGGGGCUUUGA
Messenger RNA from Drepanopeziza brunnea f. sp. 'multigermtubi' MB_m1, 1158 nucleotides. RefSeq lists its product as uncharacterized. The record is from RefSeq and is a predicted model, not a curated record. Lineage: Eukaryota; Fungi; Ascomycota; Leotiomycetes; Helotiales; Drepanopezizaceae.